AAAAAAACACCAAAAAAAAAACACAUCGCAACAUAGCCUGGCACUCCUUUUCUUAUCCACAGUCCGCAUUCUAGUUCGUUCUAACGCCUUCUUAGCAGGUAACAUUAUUCAAUGCGAGCCCGCCUAAAAGCCCCACUCGCCGAGGCUCGUCGGCGAUCGGCGACCCUGAAGAUGACUAAAACCAGCAGGGCCUGAGCCGAGGCAUGGCGACUGUCUGUUGACCAGAUUUUACACUACCUCCGUACACGCAGCGGCACUUGGCUGCACGAGAGUGGGAACCCUUUUUCGGGCUGGGACCGCGGGUAGGGGGUCGACCUGCAUUAUUCAUCAGAACGUCACCGUGAACAGGAUAUAACAGCAUCACCCGCCCUGACUCGACAGCCCAGUUGCCCUGGGAUAAACCACUUCAACCCCCAUCAGUCUUAUCGCCGUCCUCGUUCCAACCACCCAACACCAUGUCUACCCCAAACAAGACCUUCAUCUUCAAGAAGAUCCCCCAGGGCUUCCCCGUGCCCGGGCAGGAUCUUGCCGUCGAGGACAGGCCCAUCGACCUGGAUGCCGUCCCCGAGGGGGGUCUGGUCCUCGAGAACCUGGUCGCAUCCUUCGACCCCUACAUGCGCCCCCGUAUGAGGGACCCAAGCAUCAAGUCCUACAGCCCGGCCUUUGACAUUGACGGCCCCAUUGCCAACACCUCCAUCGGCAAGGUCCUCAAGUCCGACAGCCCAGACUUCAACGAGGGCGACCUGGUCUCCGCCUUUGUCCCCAUCGCCCAGUACGCCUACGUCCCCAAGGAGCUCAUCGCCGCCGGGCGCGCCCGCAAGCUGUACAACCCCCACAACUUCGACCCUGCGCUCUUCCUCGGCCAGCUGGGCAUGCCCGGCCUCACCGCCUACUCGUCCCUGUACAAGAUCGGCCAGCCCAAGAAGGGCGAGACCAUCUUCAUCAGCAGCGCCGCCGGUGCCGUGGGCCAGGUCGUCGGCCAGCUCGCCAAGCACGACGGCCUCACCGUCAUUGGCAGCGUCGGCUCCGACGACAAGGCAGAGUUCAUCACCAAGGAGCUUGGCUUCGACGCCGCCACCAACUACAAGAAGGAGUCGACAUCUGACGCCCUGAAGAGGCUGGCCCCCAACGGCAUCGACAUCUACUACGAGAACGUCGGCGGUGAGGUCCUCGAGGGGGCUAUCGAGGCCAUGAACGUGCACGGCAGGAUUGUCGCAUGCGGCAUGAUCUCUCAGUACAAUGUCAAGGACCGGUCUGAGCGGUACGGGGUCAAGAACCUGAUGGAUGUCGUGUCAAAGCGCAUCACCAUGCAGGGCUUCAUCGUCGGCGACGAGGGCUUCGGCCCGGCCUACGCCCGGGAGCACCAGGAGAAGGUGCAGGCCUGGAUCGCGGAUGGUAGCUUCAAGACUAAGCUGCACGUCACACAGGGCAUUGACAACGCGGCGGAGGGCUUCCUCGGCCUGCUCAAGGGCGAGAACCACGGCAAGGCCGUCUUGAAGAUCAAGGACUAUUAGACACGUUUCGCACAGCAUUCCAUAGUGAUACCAAUUGUUGAUUUCAGCUUCA
This is a messenger RNA of Diaporthe batatas, 1566 nucleotides long. RefSeq lists its product as uncharacterized. The transcript has 2 exons. The record is from RefSeq and is a predicted model, not a curated record. Gene Ontology annotation, molecular function: oxidoreductase activity, acting on the CH-CH group of donors, NAD or NADP as acceptor. NCBI's taxonomy places the organism in Eukaryota, Fungi, Ascomycota, Sordariomycetes, Diaporthales, Diaporthaceae. The coding region runs from base 456 to 1514 and encodes 352 amino acids.